AUGCCGCGCGACCUGGGAGCCGUAGCCAAAGAAAAGGCACUCAACGAUAUGCCCGAAUUAACCAAGUCGCCCGAGGACAUGGAUGAACGACAAAAACGACGAGCACCCAUGGACGCCGAGGACGACAUGCCACAGGGCUCGUUGUUCAGCCAGAUGGUGCAGAACAACGACAAGCGCGACGAACUGCACCCUUACACGCAGACUCUCACCAUAUCCGACGUCGAGUCGUGCACACGGUUAGAGGAAGAGGCAUUCCCUCCCAACGAACGCGCAACGAGAGAAAAGUUUCAAUACCGCCUCCAAACCUGCGGCUCCCUCUGCAUGGGCCUCUACACCUCCUCCUCCAACCCCUCCUCCAUCCCCACCGCCUCGACCGCCACCCCCGUCUACUCCGGCGCCCCAUCCCGCAAAGCCGUCCUCCUCGCCCACAUCGUCGCCACCAAAUCCACCCACCCCACCGUCACCGACGCCGACAUGUCCAUUCCCGCCACCUACCCCGCCUCCUUCUCCGGCGUCGGACACAACGAAGCCGGCCGCACCGUGUGCAUCCAGUCGCUGGCCGUGCUGCCGCAGUACCAGCGCCGGGGGCUGGGGACCACGCUGAUGAAGGCGUAUUUGCAGCGGAUGGAGAGUCAUGCGAUUGGGGAUCGGGUGGCGUUGCUGGCGCAUGAGGGGAUGGUGGGGUUUUAUGAGGGGUUGGGGUUUGUGCGGCAAGGGGAGAGUGAGGCGAGUUUUGGCGGUGGGGGGUGGGUGGAUAUGGUGCGGGAGUUGAAAGAGGGGAGUGAUGAGAGUGAGGAGGAUGAUGAUGAUGAUGAUGAUGAGUGA
Molecule: messenger RNA, 825 nt
Organism: Saxophila tyrrhenica
Lineage: Eukaryota; Fungi; Ascomycota; Dothideomycetes; Mycosphaerellales; Extremaceae
Exons: 2
Coding region: 1-825 (274 amino acids)
Cellular component (GO): cytoplasm
Molecular function (GO): aralkylamine N-acetyltransferase activity
Source: RefSeq, a predicted model, not a curated record